Messenger RNA from Diaporthe batatas, 1949 nucleotides. RefSeq lists its product as uncharacterized. The record is from RefSeq and is a predicted model, not a curated record. The coding region runs from base 1 to 1845 and encodes 614 amino acids. The transcript has 2 exons. Lineage: Eukaryota; Fungi; Ascomycota; Sordariomycetes; Diaporthales; Diaporthaceae.
AUGUCUCAGUUAGGCUUUACUCAAGCGGCCCAGGUCACCUCGGCGACCGGUCCUCGCACGAGACGAGCAGAGUCCAGCCGCUCGCUUCCGAAAAACAGGUCUGACCGGUACCCAAGACAAAAACAUCGCCAUGCAUGUGACGAGCCAGCCUUCGAGGAUAUCGCUGCUGAAGCCCCGCAGGCACUUUUCAACAGCUGCAAUUCUGUGACAGAACCAGGAAAAACGUUCCCCGCGGAACUAUGGAGGACCAUCUCCCUUGAGUACUUCCUGAAAGACUGCUCUGGGAAUUCUCCGCCGGGGUCAGCGGGUGUAGAUCUGAGCCCCCGUGACGUGCGAGAGCUUCUCCAGGAGGCCGAUGAUGAGUUCGAGCCGGAUGGGAAUCACUACUCCUCGGCAGCACUUCCGGGUCUCUUGGUCAUUGACUGCUUCUCGAUGCGCGUGGUUGCUGCAGAGCCGGGCUGUGAGUACGUGGCGCUGAGCUACGUCUGGGGCUCGAAAGCAAGUGAAGACGAGGACAACACGUUCGAGUCGGACCUACACGGGCGUCGUCUCCCACAGACAAUACAAGACGCCAUAAACGUCGUCCGGGUGCUUGGGAAGCAGUUCCUGUGGGUUGACCGGUACUGUAUCAACAGCACGGAGCCAGGGACAAAGCACUUUAUGAUCAGCAACAUGGACGCCAUAUACGAAGCAGCCUCCCUGACCAUAAUCGCGGCCUCCGGAAGCGAAGGCGCCCACGGCCUGCCCAGCGUGUCCGGUCUAUCCAAGGCAUCAGGGGAGGACCACGUGCCCCCGUGGGAUGGCCUCGUAUACGCGAGGCUCUCCCACCUGUGCCUCGAAUCGUACGUGCGCCUCGGGCAGAUCGAGACGUCCGUCUGGUCAACACGCGGGUGGACAUACCAGGAAGGCCUCCUCUCCCGGCGGCGCCUGGUCUUCACGGACGACUGGGCGAUCCUGCAGUUCAGAGGGGAGGACCGCGUGAGGGCGAGCAGCGGGAUAUUCGCCCACAUCAACGAGUACACGAGGCGCAACCUGACGUACCCGUCCGACUCGCUCAACGCCUUCCGCGGGAUCCUCAGGGCCUACGAGAGGCUGCGCCCGGCGGCGGUGCAUGUCUGGGGGGUCCCGUUCCUCCUCGGCCCCGAUGGUGCUAUAAGGCAGCCCGGCUACGGCCUGCUCUGGAGCGCCAACCGCAGGGGGGCCUUGCGCCGCGUCCCGGGGAUGCCCUCUUGGACGUGGGCUGCUUGGAUCUGGUCUGAUAAUUUUACCGCGAAGUGGGACUUCGAUUCGCGACACUUCCCCGUCGGACCCUAUCACUGGUUGGUAGAGAGGGCACGCUCGCGGGGAGAGUCUCACUCUGAGACGUCUUGGGGACCCAGCGACAUAUCUUUAGAGAUCGUGGUCGGCUCGCAAGUCUUGGAUAUUUCUGAUCAUUUUCGCCGGGGUCCCGGACUGUCAUUUGGCAGCGGUCCAGAGCCGGCGCCCAUUCUCUACCUUACCGCUUGGUCCACGACCGUCACUGCUUUUGUUUCGCCGGGGAUGCCCGUGUGGCUAGAAGGAGGCGGCAUACGGACAUUCAUCAUGACGUUGGACCAGACGGCCGAGAACCUGUGCGCAGGCAAAGCACGAGUAGAUGGGCGCUGGGUGUGUGAAUGGACUGCGGCGAUGAUCUGUUGGGGCAUACGAUUCCCAACGCAAUGCCUAUUGUUGGAGCGGGUGGGCGAGGAUACUUUCCGCAGAGUCGGAGUUUUGGAGACAGGAUGGAACAAUCCGGAUGCUGACAAGGAUGAGAGAUUUAGUGUGCUGUCCCGGGGCUUUGUUCGGAAACGUUUUUGUAUUGUGUAGAAGGCCUCAGAUCGCAUGGUUAGACAGUGGCAUCUGGCUUCUCACGCAGGUGUGGUUGCAAACACGAGAAUCGGAUCGAGGACGAGAAUGUAAGUGCAUGUCCA